UAUAAAUAUGUAAAUACAAUAUGGCCGAUAGAAGCGGAACAUUGCGAGUGUUUCCGAAUGGCAUUUUGCCAAUGGCUUAAAAUAUAGUGAAGUUCAGAAAUUUACUUGAAUUUCGUACGUGAACAAUUCUUCGAACGACAUGGAUUAAAAGCUAGGGUACAUAUCGUUUAAGUUUUUUUAAUUCUAUCAAAAUGUCAUUUAGGUGCUAUUAUUGAAGAAUGUUUAUUUCUGAAACCAGAAUAAGCAUUUUUGGAGUCUUUUUUUCUGACAAUAUGAAAUAAAAUACGUAAUACCCAUGUUUGAGUGAACAAAUCAUUAUCGUGGAUUCACAUUCAGUUUGCCGGCAUUUCGAUCAACGAUGUUCGUAGUAUAGGUACUUGUCAUGGACACAGAUGUAGAACUUGCCAAAGGUGAAGGGUGUGAAACUAGUCCAGGUUGUUCUGGCUAUUCUAGCAUGGUGCACAGUAAAAAAGUUAUCAAACAUGCGUUACGACAGCAGGCCAAGAGGCGUAGGAAAAAUACAACUAUCGCAGCUGGUAAUUCUCGUACUCUACCAAGGAUUGUUGUUAAACCAUUACCUCCUCCUCCACCGAAUGAUCCACCAUCUCCAGUCAAUAAUGUACAGCAUAUUAACACCACAACUGAAGAGCCUGCUGCCACAAUGAGAGAAGUUUUAGCAAGUUUACCAGGAUUUAGUUUGAAGUCUGGGCGUAGACGAUCGACAAAAAGAUUGUCAGCAACUGCACAAUUAGAAGCUGGUCUCGUAGAUCUUGAGUCUCCAGCAAGUAUUCUAGCAAGUACAAGUUUGCGUGCUCUUUUAAAUAGGCAUACAUUUCAAGGUUUACCACCUUUGUAUCAAAGGAAACUUGCACAGCUUUUACCAGCCGUGGAUAGACAGGAUGCUGCUAUAUCUGGGCUAAACAAUGAAUUCUUUGCAAGAGCAUGUUUAGAAUGGCGUAAGCGCUUAGCAGAAGGAGAGUUUACUCCAGAAAAUCAACAACGAUUGAAAAUGGAGGCAGAAAGAGAUAAGAAUAAAUUAGAUCCUUGGAAAGUAAAACAUUUUGAACCUAUAUGGGGUGAAAAACGUGAACCUAAACUUAGAUCAGGUCUUCAUUGUAUUUUGGAAUCAAGAUCCGGAGGAGCGGUAACACGUUCAAGCUUAAGACUUCGUUUAGAAUCUAAUGUAGAUACGCCUGUAUUAGAUACUCCUUGCCCUGUUAUUAUGUCUGAAGAUAAAGUUGAGGAAGAUAACUGUAAAGUUGAAACGAGUAUAAAUAAUUCAGACGAACUGAAUGAUACAACAGGCAUACAAGAAUUAUUACCAACACACUAUAAUGAAACAACGCAUGCAUUAAUUGAUGAAAAACAUAUAGAAUCUGUAAACAUAAGUUCUGUAGAAACGAUAGUAGACGCUGAAAUGCAUCAAGAUAAAUUAGAGGAAGACGAUAAGGUUAUUAAUCUAACUGAAAAGCAAGAUACAAUCGAAGAAAAGGAAGUAGUAACAGAAAUUUAUGAAGAGAAAAUAUCGGAAGUGUAUAAUGACGACAUUCAUUUAUCUGAAAGUGAGAAAGAUCUUCAACCAAUGGAAAAUCACCUUCUUGAAGUAUCAGAAGAAGAAACGAUGCUUCUACCCGAAGAAACUGCUUCACCGAGAUCUAACGAGCAAGCGGAACAAAUAUCUCAUACAUCUAGGGAAACACCAUCUCAGUUGUCAGCAGAAUGCACGCCUCAAUCUUCCGUAGAACAGGUACCUCAAAUAUCGAAAGAGAUAUCUCAAAUGUCAGAAGAACAAAUAUCUCAGAUGUCGGAAGAACAAAUUUAUCCUAUGUCCGAUUGUGAAACCACAACUAUGCUUGAAACCUCACCUUCGCACGAGCAAAUUAGACCAACAGAAAUUGUUAUGGAGGAUUCUACGUUAAUUAAUAAUAAUCAGACUGAAACACCUGAAGUGACUCAUGAAAAUCCAGCAGACGGCGAAUCGCAAAUUCCCGAAGGAAUGGAAAUCGACAGCGAAACGUUACAACGUAUUCAUGAACUAGAGGUAAGAGGAGAAAUGCGUGAAGCGUAUGAAGAAAUUUCAGGAUGUCCUGAAGAAAUAAUGUAUCCCAUACUUGAUGGAAUGGAAAUGGGAUCAAACAGCGCAGAAGAAACUGAAACACAAGUAGUGUCUGGACCACCGGAAGCUCCUAGAGAUCAACAAGAUGUAAAUAACGGAAAUGAAGACGAAGCUCUUAGAGAGGCUAAUAAUUAUGUUUGUUCUGAAAUGUUGGAAUGUAGUUGGCCGGUGGAUCCCACAGUUAAUAAUAUUACUAAUAAUAAUAGGACACAAGAAGAGCUUCAAGUUCCAUGGCCGUUAGUAGCCGCAGCACUCGAUGGAUCUGUAGCUGCUAAUAUUACGGUGGCUACUCAAGAUGAAUGCAAUGAUGCACCUACAUCAACUGAUUCAACGAAUGCACCUCAACAAUUUAUUAACACGGAAUCGAAUGUAGAAUCGGUCAACUGUAUUCAGUUACCGGUUGUUCAAGGAACUCCAUUUCAAUCAGAAGGCCUUGCAAUCGGCACACCAGGCGCAAGUUGUAUAAUGAAAAAUUUUCAGUCACAGAGUUCACCUAUUAUUGCUUUUCCACAAUUACAGUCGAUCAGAUUCGUGCAAACCAGUUUCCAUUCUGAUCAAACUAAUGCCCCAGCUUUGAACAGUACGUCUCCAAUUACGGCUCAAAUUCAAAAUCAACAGAACACUAGUUCGCAGGUGAAUAUAAUGAGAACGCAGGAAGAAAUAGUCCAGUUAAAUGCUCAAAAUAAUAACGCACGGAAUAUCAGAAACAACGUAACACCGAAUCAAGUUUCGAAUGCUGUGACGGCUGCAAUUGGCGUACAACCUCAAAGUCGCGCACAAAAUACCAUUGUUAUUCAACAUCAAACGUCAGCUUCUACGCAGCCACGUCAAGUUGUAGCAACUAUACAACAACAACAGUAUCCAGGAGCAACAGUUGCGGUGACGUCCAGAUCUUCCCGCUCUAACAAUCAAGGUAGUCAAAGAGGUUCUAGGAGCAGUAAUAAGGAACAAGGCGGAGGUAGAUCUCGUAGUAGCACAAAAGAACCACCUGGAGCUGUUAAUUUGGAGCGCAGCUAUCAAAUAUGUCAAGCGGUUAUACAAAGUUCACCGAAUAGAGAUCAAUUGAAAGCUCAUUUAAAACCCCCACCUAGUUUACUUGCUAGAGGUGAUGGCGCGUUCACUACUAAUAAAUCUGGUGGUCGUACAAUUACGACCGUUAAAACUCAAAAACCAUCACAAACAAUACAAAACAAACAAGCUCAAAAUAAAACACAAGCAGUUAUGCUGAGACAUGUGUUUGCAACAGCACGUCAAGCAACGUCAGCAGAGGUUCCAGAAAGCAAUACUGUAGCACAAUUAGGAUCCACGACAACAAGCGGAUUAGGGCAAUAUAUACUUGUACAAAGGACAGGUGUCGGAGACAGUGCGCCGAGAGCAUCCUCUGCUCCACCUCUACCUCCACAAAUCGCAGGGAUGGGUGUCGGAGUGCAUUUAGUACGUGGCAGACCGGCCAGUGCAGGAGAGGGUUCACAUCAAGCUGUAACGUUGAAAGCGAGAGGCACUGAUGGUAGAGGAGGAGGUGGCGCUGAACCUGGAGCACCUGGUAUGAUAAUGGGUGGCGAUCCACCACCUCCAUGUGAAUGUAACAUGCGAGGUGCUAUGGUAAUAUGUCGUCAAUGUGGAGCGUUUUGUCAUGAUGACUGUAUCGGGCCUCAACGUAUUUGUGCUACUUGUCUGAUACGUUAAUCAUUGUUUAAUGAUUGUUUCUGUAUAAAUUAAGAACCGUAUAACCAGAGUGCUGACUAUUAAAUUACGGGUAUAUAGUGACAAGAGUUUUUUUUUAAUUUUUUAUUAAAAUCUGCUGGAUGAAUUACAGGAUAAGUAAGAUUGUAUUUUCAGCGAAUAGCCGAAUUUAUUAUUCAGCACUUUAGUGUAAACGGUAGUUUAUGUAAUUGUAAGAAUUAAUGGAUACAGUUGCAACCAUUUCUAAAUUCUUUGAACUUGAUUUUUCUGUGAUUUUUUCAGUAUUAAUUUACGAUUGCUUUUGUAUAAAAAUGAUUUUAAUCUUCGUGGUACAUUAUUUUAUUUGUUUUAUAAUAAUAACUGUUUUUUACGUCUUUGGAAUUGUUUUUAAAUAUUUUAUGAAUGAUUUUAAUCAACGAUAAAUACACUAAAUGAAAAAGAAUAACAUUUUUGAUUAUUUUUGAUAAUCGAAAUAUUACAACUGUAUUCUUGUAAUUCUUAUCAAAGAAAAAAUAAAUUUUGCAGUCAGACUCUAAUACCGUCUUCCAGUAAACAUCACAUUCUUUAAUACGCGACUUUUCUAUUUAUUUAUUUGACAGAGGUUUAAGUUUAUUCUUAUUAUCUAGAAUAUAUUCCUGUACAUGCUGAUCUCAAAUUUAUUGCAAACAUCAGGAAAUUAUUCUUACACGCUCUCUUUUACUUUUUUCUUUUAACAUAUCAUUUUAAGCGUUAGGACAGCGUUUUCCACUUGUUACUAUAGUAGACCAUCUUGUACAGGAAUGUUGUUUGAGAUGAAUAUCGAUGAUUAAUGUUAUUCAUCUAUUGCAAUCGUAAAAUCUGAUUAGAUACUAAAAUGUAGAAUUUAAAUAUUUUAGCUUUAUCCCCUCACUUCGUUGUAAACAAUUUUUUAGAAUAGUGUCGGAUACAUUGUUUGCUUUGUGUUAGCGCGAGAAAUUAAACAUGAAUGAGGUAUAAGAACGCAUGAAAGUAAACGUACAGUGGGACACAGUGAAAAUCGUCCAAUAUAUUUUGUCGUCAUUUUUACAUCAUUUUGUACUAAAAGCAAGACAGAGGUAUCCUUUUUAUUUUUAUGACAUUGCAGUAGUUAUAAUGCAAUAAUGAUACUUAUUCUUUUAUUGAAAGAAGUCCUCAGAAUUGUUUCAAAUUAAUAGAGAGUAAUUGCUAUUGUUUAGUGAACGUAACAGAAUAAAAAAAAAAUUAAUAUUUGUCAAAGUGUUACAGAUGGACGUUUUUUAUUGUGAACCACGUUUCAUAAACGUCAUUACAUAAGCAUAUUCAUUUUGUUAAAAAUAUACAACAAACUUUGGUUCCUUUUUUAUAUGCAAACAAGCAAUAACAUAGAUGGAAUUGUAUUAUUACUUAUACUAUGAGAAUGUUAUGUUCAUGUAGGCAUGAUCAAGGGGUAACUCGCAAGCCAUCUUCAUUUGCUCACUUCAUUGAAUCACAGAAACAACUCCUUCUAUAUCUACUUGGCUAUAAUGUUUUCCAUAAACCAAAAAUGCCAUAAAUUAUACCGCGAGAUUGCUCUUCCUUGUCGUGCUUUAAAUCAUCUCACAUUUUUCAUAUUAGAAAUUUAGAAAUUCUGAAAUUUUUGAAUUACCUGAUUUCUAAAUUUCUGUGUUUAAAAAUGAGAUUGAUCGGCAAUAUAAAUUAUAGCAAACUGAUUUGUAGGGACACGGACUAACUGAUAGUCUGAGGCGUCAUUUGAUUCUGUCUAACAUAGCAUCCUUUUAAGCGGAAUUAGAAAAUGAAUGUGGUGGAUGAUUAUCACGAUGACCCACUGUAUAAGCUUUACGGCUAACAUUACAUUAUGUAUAUAAUUCGCAUUUCAGACAUUCAUUUUUUAAGUAUAUAUAUUUUCGUGAAAAAUAUAUUUCUUAUUUUAUAAAUGAAUUUUUAAAGACCGAAAUCUAUCAUGUUAUUUUCUUAUGCAAGCGUAGCCGAUAAAUGAAUUACGAUUGUUAUCAUCUGUGCGUCAGUAUGAUAUGUAUGAAUCACGUAUAUCGUUGUAGAACAAUAUACGUUGCAUCAUCAUCAUUUUUCACGUCAAAUUGCGUUUGAAUGUACUGAUAAAUUUUCAUAUUGAUAUGUUUCUUUGAAAUCAUUGAGAAGAAUACGUAGUACUACUGCGAUUCGAUAGAACAACUAUUGUGUAUUUGUCGCUCAAAUGUAAAUAAAAUCAUAUUCGUUUAA
Molecule: messenger RNA, 6013 nt
Organism: Megachile rotundata (alfalfa leafcutting bee)
Lineage: Eukaryota; Metazoa; Arthropoda; Insecta; Hymenoptera; Megachilidae
Gene: Asx
Product: transcriptional regulator additional sex combs
Biological process (GO): animal organ morphogenesis; positive regulation of transcription by RNA polymerase II
Cellular component (GO): PR-DUB complex
Molecular function (GO): chromatin binding; DNA binding
Source: RefSeq, a predicted model, not a curated record